This is a messenger RNA of Mangifera indica (mango), 1359 nucleotides long. RefSeq lists its product as uncharacterized. Bases 187 to 1182 code for a protein of 331 amino acids. Gene Ontology annotation, molecular function: oxidoreductase activity. NCBI's taxonomy places the organism in Eukaryota, Viridiplantae, Streptophyta, Magnoliopsida, Sapindales, Anacardiaceae. The record is from RefSeq and is a predicted model, not a curated record. The transcript has 7 exons. Gene Ontology annotation, cellular component: chloroplast.
UAGAGCAAAAGCGCGUGGGAACAAUGGGAGUACGACAGAACUGUGAAUGUAGAUAAGAUAAGGUAAUCGAUUCGAACAGAUGAUAAAAAUGCUGAACGGCUAGAAAAUUAAAGCCGCUUCGCGACUCCCCUUGCUACGGUGACCGACGGCCGGAUGGAAAUAUUUCCCACCAAUUAGUUUUGAUCAAUGAAUACGGUUACACGUGUCCCAUUUAUAUCCUCAUCAUCAAUACGGGUUGGUGAAUGCGCUAGUAAAUGUAAUCCGGUGGCAUCAUCAAUGCCAGUCCUUAAAAGUCUUUCGUUUCCAGAAUCUUCUUCUGUCGCAUUUCACUCUCGCUAUUUUAUAUCCUCAUUUGUUACCAAGAGAAGCAGAAAGUGUUGUUCUAGGAGUGCGGGAGCGGUGACAGUAGUAUCGAUGGCUGAUUUUUCUAAGAGUACUGUUCUUGUUACUGGCGCUGGCGGGAGAACUGGUCAAAUAGUAUAUAAGAAACUUAAGGAGAGGUCAGACCACUACGUUGCUAGAGGUCUAGUGAGGACUGAGGAGAGCAAGGGAAAGAUUGGUGGGGCAGAUGAUGUUUUUGUUGGGGAUAUCAGGGAAGUUGAUAGCAUCAUUCCUGCAAUCCAAGCCAUUGAUGCUCUAGUAAUUCUUACAAGUGCUGUACCAAAGAUGAAACCUGAUUUUGAUCCAAGCAAAGGUGGGAGGCCUGAGUUCUAUUUUGAAGAUGGAGCUUAUCCUGAACAGGUUGAUUGGAUUGGUCAGAAAAAUCAAAUAGAUGCUGCUAAGGCUGCGGGAGUGAAGCAAAUUGUGUUGGUUGGGUCUAUGGGAGGAACAAACCCUAAUCAUCCCUUGAACAGUUUGGGAAACGGAAAUAUAUUGGUUUGGAAAAGAAAGGCAGAGCAGUACUUGGCUGAUUCUGGUAUCCCAUACACAAUUAUAAGGGCUGGAGGCCUUCAAGAUAAAGAAGGCGGUAUCCGUGAAUUAAUUGUUAGCAAAGAUGAUGAGCUUCUUCAGACUGAAACCAGAACCAUUACCAGGGCCGAUGUUGCUGAAGUAUGCAUCCAGGCACUACAGUUUGAGGAGGCGAAGUUUAAGGCAUUUGAUUUGGCCUCAAAGCCAGAGGGCACGGGCACCCCGACUAAGGACUUCAAGGCUCUUUUCUCCCAGGUCACCGCUCGCUUUUGAGUCUUUGCUGUGUUGAAGGGCUAUGUAUGUCAGUUGGCUUCUGAGUUUUUAUGUUUAGUGACUGUAGACUAACCAUUAAGUGACGAAUAAUGAACAAACAAUCCUGGGUUUAAAAAAUUUCAAUGCUUCAGCACAACAACCAAUUAUAAUAAAUAAUAUAAUUAUUUUAUAUUCUAA